This is a messenger RNA of Phaedon cochleariae (mustard beetle), 453 nucleotides long. The record is from the annotation of a GenBank genome assembly. NCBI's taxonomy places the organism in Eukaryota, Metazoa, Arthropoda, Insecta, Coleoptera, Chrysomelidae.
AUGAAGAUGGAUAAUAUGCAACAAAAUCAAACAUGUGAUACAGACAAGGAUACAGAUAUAAAUGAUAUAUUUGAUGAUAUACUACUUGGUGAAGAGAAGGUGAUAGAGAAGGCUUAUGAAGAAGGUUUUAAAAUAGGUGUUUCAAAGGGCAGUGCAGAAGGGUAUCACUUAGGUUACCACCGAGGUGCUGAGUUAGGAGCUGAAAUAGGUUUUUACACUGGAAUUAUUGAAAGAUACUUAGAAUAUUACAAACACAUUGCUACAAGCAACCAGGAAAAAAUAGUUAGUGCUUUAGAGAAGUUGAAGGAAAUAUUAUGUAAUUUUCCCAUACACAAUACUGAAGAGGUUGAUAUUAUAGAGUUAGCUAAUACAAUCAGAGCAAACUUCAAAAAAGUAUGUGCCCAAUGUAAAAUUGAUGCUAGUUUUCCAGAAAAAGAUAAUUUGUCCUUUUGA